Symbiodinium pilosum is the source of this 675-nucleotide messenger RNA. Lineage: Eukaryota; Dinophyceae; Suessiales; Symbiodiniaceae. The record is from the annotation of a GenBank genome assembly.
AUGGAGGCUGCUUAUGGCUCGGCGCAGCUCCAGCCGAUGCCAAAGCCAGUGCCAGGGAGAUGGCGGCUUAAUCGAGUGGCAAUGCUGGAGGCUGUUUUCGUCCCAUGGGCAAUCUUUGUUUGUGUCUCCUGGCUGCUGACGUUCUCUGUCCACUACAAGCACACAGUGCCAACGCUGGUGCUAGCGGCAGCGUGCUUGCUGGUACCGGCUGGCAUGUGGUAUAGAGUUUGGCAGCAGCGGCACGACUCUCGAGACAUCUCUCAUCGAGAGCCAAACUGGUUCAACUUUCUUGCCAUCAUGUGCUCGAUUGCCUGGCUUGCCGGCGUGGUAGCUGGGCUCUACACCUGGUUUUCUUACAUGCUGCCGUACUUUGAAAAAGAAAGCCUGGCGAUCCUCACCAACGUAGACACCAGAAGAGCUGCAGGUGGGCAGUUUCUGGACAUGGGUGCGCUGGAAUUCGCUCCGCGAACAGAUGUCAACGAGAGCCUAACUAUGGGCUACAAGGAUGGCAACCUGUACUGCGUGGCUCCCAUCGUAACCUCAGGAGGUGUCAAUUCGACGCCACCUGCGUUUUACGAUUUCUGGGCAGUGGGCGUGAACUGUUGCAAUCCAUUCGCUCCCAAGCUGUUUGCUUGUGGCGAGCCCAAUGAUGACGAGGCCAGGUGCAUCUGUUAA